Messenger RNA from Jaminaea rosea, 2513 nucleotides. RefSeq lists its product as hypothetical. The coding region runs from base 70 to 2304 and encodes 744 amino acids. The transcript has 3 exons. The record is from RefSeq and is a predicted model, not a curated record. Lineage: Eukaryota; Fungi; Basidiomycota; Exobasidiomycetes; Microstromatales.
AGACGACGCUCGUUGCUCGAAGCUGCCCCCAUCUCGUACCUUCAGCUUCGUAUUGCCCAAUCCCCUAUCAUGACCAGCGCAUUGUCACCACGUCGUCCUGGAGGCCAUCCUCAGACGCAACCCAUCGCUGCUCAUGCCUCACAGCUCAACAAUGGCUCCCUCUCAACAAGCAGCAGCCGACGAUCCGCGAUGACUCUUAGCAACAACGCCAGCGUCUCCUCGGAGGCCCCACCUCACAUCAUAGAUGGGCCCAAUGGUCGUAUCCUUUGCAUCGCUGACGUCCGAGGCAACGUGAAGUCCUUGAACGCUCUCGCCUCUGAGCACAAUGCCGUUGCCAUUCUACACACGGGUGAUUUCGGCUUCUACACCAGGGAGAGUAUCGAGAGAAUCAGCGACAAAACGCUUCGACACCUCGUCCAGUACUCGUCCCUCAUCCCUCAACAGCUACGCAGCAAGCUCUUGGCAGCGGAUGCCAGUCGUGGGCCGCCAAAUGCCCCAGGCGCUUCAGCUGCUUCGCAAAUGCGAUCACAGAUCAUGGCGAAUCCAUCGCCUCUCCUCUCUGAGUUCCCAAUGCUCUUGGACGGGUCGCUCAAGCUCGAAGUCCCGGUCUUCACGGUAUGGGGAGCAUGCGAGGACGUUGGUGUGCUCGAGCGCUUCCGAACGGGCGAGUAUCGGGUGCACAAUCUACAGGUUCUCGACGAGGCAACGACGAGGGCUAUUGAGGUCGGCGGCGUGCGACUGAGGCUCUUUGGUCUGGGUGGCGCCGUCGUCAUGCACAAGCUCUUCGACAAUGGUGAGGGAGCAGCGACGAUUGCCGGUGGGCAGGGUACCAUGUGGACCACCAUUCUACAGAUUGGCGAGCUUAUCGACACAGCACAAAAGACCUUCGAUCCUACGGAGACUCGCAUUCUCAUCACGCACGCCUCUCCAGGACGAGAGCCAAUCCUCACCCAAGUCGCAUUGGCAGUCAAGGCCGAUCUCACCCUCUCUGCCGGCCUUCACUUCCGUUACGGCAUCUCAUACAAUGAGUUCUCAGUCCAGCACGAUAUGGAGAAUUUCCGCAACAAGUUUCUUCACGCAAAGAGCGCAUUCAACGAGAUCUGGGAGACGGUCAAGACGCAGGUCGACGAGGUAAUAGACGACAAUCAGCGCAUCCUCCUCAACCAUGCCCUCGCUGCUACCAAUCGGGUUCCUCCCCUCGCCACGGCGACGGGCGCUGCGAGCGAGGAACCGGCUUGGAAGAAUACGUGGAAUUGGAAUUUGCCAGAUGCGGCGUUCGGAUCCUUGGUGCUCGACAUCAAGGAUGGGCGCAUUGCCUCAGAGACCAAAUCCCAAGGCUUCAACUUCGCGUCGAGGAAAGCAAGUACGCCCCAAAUGGCUCAGCCCGGCACAUCUGCCACCCCCGCCGUUGCCUCGGCUGUGUCCGGCCCGACCAACGGCAAGGGAUUGGCGGCGGCAUCCGCAAAACCAAGCCCAGUCUCAGCCGCAACCGCAGCUGCGAGCCCUCGCAAUCCGCCCUCUGGCCCGGCAAGCGCAGCCAGCCCCUCAGUCUUUGCGAGAGGCAACCCAUCCAAAGGCCCUGCGAACUCUAACGUCGCGCGUCCUGCCGGUGGCCAGCUCCAUCACCAGCGAUCCGGCACUAAUGGCUCCGCACCAGCGCAGAGCGACGGUGAACAGGGCAAAGCGAAACAGCUCGCUUACAAGCACGAGCGUCUAGCAAAAGAUGCUGAGAAGAAGGGUUCUGAAGCGGCGGUGGGGCCAAAUGAAGCUGCUGGUGCGGCGACGGAGUCAUCGACGACGAGCCUGGGUGCUCCAACGGCGGCGACCAAGAGCAAGAGGCCCCGCGGUGGCAAGAACAAAGGAUCCAAGGGCGGCGCGCUUGGUGAGAGUGGAACUGGUGGAGAGACGUCCGGAGCAGAAGGCUUAACGAGUGGGGGUGAGGGUCCCGCGAAGAAGGAGGGAGGCAAGGGUACUAAGAAGAAGGAUGAUAAGCAGCAGACGGAGUCGAAGCCGGCUGGUGCCAGUGAAGGCGAGAAGGCCGCAGCAGGUGGAGCAACAGCGUCUGGUGAGAGUACACUUGGUGGCACCAGAUCUGGCGAUGAGAGCGGCAAGGAGGGCGCAGCGUCUGGCCGUGGGGCUCGCGGAGGACGUAGCGGUGGGCGUGGUGGUGCAGGGCGUAGUGGCAGUGGGCGUGGCGGUAAAGGGCCUCGAAGCGGUGGGUUGAACAGCGAUGGAGGCGCCGCCACUGAGGGAGGCAACUCUUCUUCUGCUCCCGCCAAAGCUAGCUCCGGGCCGUCAGCAUGACCAGCAACAGGAGCAGUCCUAUCACCAGCUGGCAGUCCUACCACAUCGCCCGAGCCGUCGCCGACUUGAUCGAGAACUGACUAACGAGACCGCCGACUCUCUUUCUUUACGUGCUCGAUCACUCUCAUGUCGCUCGAAUUGACUUGCGUACGCCUUCCAACGUAGUCAGCAUACAUUUCAAUUCCAAAUAUGAUACCUCCUGCUGGUCG